This is a messenger RNA of Scutellospora calospora, 1202 nucleotides long. The record is from the annotation of a GenBank genome assembly. NCBI's taxonomy places the organism in Eukaryota, Fungi, Glomeromycota, Glomeromycetes, Diversisporales, Gigasporaceae.
UAAAUAGUAGUUCUGAAGAUUAUUCAAGUGAAGAAUUAGAAACUUCAGAUCUUUCAUCUAAUAAUAAUAAUAAUCUUCACAAUCUUAAAGGUACUCAAGCAAAUCUUAUGUUCUGUCAUUGGUGUCAAGAAGCAAACAAGCAAAAUAGUUUUACCUCUGGUUGUGUAUAUUUUAAAUUACAAUCUUUAACUCGACAUAUUAAUAACAAAGAUCAUCAGUCUAUUAUUUAUAAUAGUACUCAAGAUGAAUUUAGUAUUAGAUCUAGUAUAUUAUCUUUUACGAAUAACCAGUUUCUAAAUAUUGAUAAUUUACAGGCACCAUAUGCUAGCUAUACAAAUAAUAAAGCAGCUUAUGGGUUUAUUGAAUCAAUUGGACAUGUAAUUGAACAAUCAACUUUUGAAGAAUUGUAUAAAUCUAAAAGUUGGAGUAUAAUGUUAGAUGAAAGCACUACUAUAUCUACUGAAAAAAUAUUAGCUAUAGUUUCUAAACAUUUACUUAGACCUGGAAAACCUAUUUAUCAAUUUCUUGGUAUGAUUUCUCUUACUGAACAAAUGUCUGAUACUAUAAUAGCAGAUCUCAAUCGUUUUAUUCAAGCAAAAAAUAUUCUUUAUAAUAAUUUAUAUCAUAUUUGUACAGAUGGAGCAAGUACAAUGAUUGGAAUUCAUAAAGGCAUUGCUACUCAAAUAAAGACUAAAAAUCCUUUUAUCUUACAACAUCAUUGUAUUUCAUAUUGUUUAGCUUUAGUAGCUAAAAAUGCUGCCAAUAAUAUAUCUGAAUUUCACCAAUAUGAAACUCUAGAACAAACUGAAGAUCUACAACUUACAGUUCUUAUUAUUAUUAACUUACGAAUAUUAUGUCAACUAAAUCUAUUAUUUCAAAAAAAUAAUAUUAUGAUUCAUGAAGUCAAAACUCAAUUAGAUAUUACAAUUCAAGCUAUUGAUAUCGCAUUUAUUGGAAGUGAUAAUAAUAAGCCAACAUGGACAAUAGUUGAAUCUCUUAAAAAACAAUUUCUAAAUCAUGAACUAAUAGAUUCAUUUAAAAUUUUUGAUCCAAGAAAUCUUCCUGUUGAGAAUCAAAGAUCAUUUAAUGAAUAUGGGUUAAACCAAAUUACUAUAUUAAGUGAUUUUUAUAGUUCAAACAAAUUUGUUUUAGAUAAAAAUUUUCAAGCAAUUAUUAUUGCUGAUGAGCUUAUUCAUGAAUAG